Molecule: messenger RNA, 966 nt
Organism: Heterocephalus glaber (naked mole-rat)
Lineage: Eukaryota; Metazoa; Chordata; Mammalia; Rodentia; Bathyergidae
Source: RefSeq, a predicted model, not a curated record
CAGAUGACACAUGAAGAAAUAAAUUCAGGAGAGAAUGUUUCCAUGGCAAAGCACUUUGUCCUGCUGGGGUUUUCUGACCUUCCAAACCUCCAGGGAUUUGUAUCUUCAGUGUUCGCCAUCAUUUACUUGAUUAUCUUAAUUGGAAAUGGCCUCAUAAUCAUAACAACAAUCAUAGACCCUGCACUACAGAGACCCAUGUAUUUUUUCCUGGCAAAUUUUUCUUCUUUGGAAAUCUGCUAUGUUUCAGUCACUCUUCCUAGGAUGCUCUUCAACCUUUGGACACAGAAGAGAAAUAUUUCUGUGCUGGACUGUGCCAUGCAACUGUGUUUCUUCCUUAUGCUGGGAACCACUGAGUGCUUCCUACUGGCCGUGAUGUCCUAUGACCGCUAUGUGGCCAUCUGUCACCCUCUGCGCUAUCCUCUGCUCAUGAACCCAAAGAAGUGUGCUCAGCUGGCAGCCGGCUCCUGGCUGAGUGGAAUCCCAGUCCAGAUAGGACAAACGUGCCAGAUAUUCUCUCUGCAUUUCUGUAAGUCCAACCAAAUCCACCACUUCUUCUGUGACAUACCCCCCAUACUCAAGCUGGCCUGUGGGGACACUUUUGCCCAUGAGGUGUCUGUCUAUGUGGUGGUCAUGUUGGUUGGUACUGUCCCUUUCAUGCUGAUCCUUACCUCUUAUAGCAAAAUCGUUUCCACCAUUCUGAGGUUGCCAACAGCCCAAGGCUGGACCAAGGCCUUCUCCACAUGCUCUUCCCACCUGCUGGUCGUGGUGCUAUUUUUUGGAUCUGCUAGUAUUACUUACUUCAGGCCAAAGUCCAACCAUUCUGCAGGAACUGACAAACUUCUGUCUCUCUUCUACACUAUUGUGACCCCCAUGUUCAACCCCUUGAUAUACAGCCUCAGGAAUAAGGAUUUAAUUGCUGCCCUGAAAAAAUUAUUUCUUAAAGCGCAGUGCCAUGGUUCUCCUUGA